Messenger RNA from Heteronotia binoei (common prickly gecko), 1522 nucleotides. RefSeq names its product tRNA methyltransferase 13 homolog (gene TRMT13). Gene Ontology annotation, biological process: tRNA methylation. NCBI's taxonomy places the organism in Eukaryota, Metazoa, Chordata, Lepidosauria, Squamata, Gekkonidae. The transcript is spliced from 11 exons. The coding region runs from base 3 to 1430 and encodes 475 amino acids. The record is from RefSeq and is a predicted model, not a curated record.
AGAUGGCGGAGAAGCUCGCUGCGCCGGUUUCCCCUCAGCCCGGGCGAUGCGCUUAUUUCGUGGAGCGGAAGAAACGCUUCUGCAAGAUGGUCCCGGCGCGCGGAAGGCGCUUUUGUGGGGAACACGCAGCCCUGGAGGAAGAAAAUGCCAGGAGAAGAAUUCCUUGCCCUCUGGAUUCAAAACACACAGUAUAUGAAGAUCAACUACAAAAACAUUUGAAAAAAUGUAAUUCAAGAGAGAAGCCGAAGCCUGUCUACUUUGCUAAAGAUAUUAAUGCAGGAUUGAAAGGGGCAACCGAAUUGCCUGAGGAAAAGCAGGUUUCAAUUUCUGCCCUCUCUAAAGAAGAGUUAGAGAACUUAAUUAGGAAGCUGAAAAGAGCAAGUAAUGGUAUAAAGUCUGUUCUUAAAGACCAGAUCUGUUCUCAUCAAGCCUUACAGGAAGCCUUAAAUGACCCCAGAAAUGGAGAUGCUGCAUUUAAGCAUUUGAAACAGCAGGCUUCUAUAUUAGGUAACAUGAAAAGAUUAAAUUUGCUUGGACCAAGGAGAUGUUUUAUUGAAUUUGGAGCUGGACGAGGAAAGCUGUCUCACUGGGUUGAUAGAGCCUUACAAGAUGCUAAAGAUGUCCACUUCCUUCUUGUUGAAAGAGCAACUACCAGAUUUAAGGUAGAUGGGAAGCACAGAAAAAACAGCUUUGAAAGACUUCAAGUUGAUAUACAGCACUUGUGCUUAAAUAAAGUACCAGUUCUUGCGGAAGAGAAACCGCCCGUGGUAGGCAUUGGAAAGCAUGUAUGUGGCUCAGCAACAGAUCUUGCUCUGAGAUGUUUGGCUGAAACCUAUGCAAACCUUUGUGAUGAUGACAGAAGAGAAAGUCCAGCAGCCAAACGCUGGAAGAGCAGUGGAACCAACGGAUCUCCUAAUAAUUCUCCCAGUGAAACAUUUAGCAAAUCUUUAGCUGAGAAUUGGAGCCCUGUGGCUGGCAUCAUUAUUGCGCUGUGUUGCCACCAUAGAUGUGACUGGAAGCAUUAUGUGGGUCGAGAGUUUUUUACUACGGCUGGGCUUGGAGUGACAGAAUUCAAUUAUUUUAAAAGAAUGACAAGCUGGGCCACUUGUGGCAUGAAAAAAAGUGGUCCCCAGACCUCUACAAUUAAAACGGAGAGCAAAGAGCAAGGUAGUGAGGCUGAAGAACAUGAACCAGAUGACGGAAUUAUGGAGUGCAAUUCAGAUAGUCUGCAAGGGCUGCUAACCGCCGAGGAACGAAAGCAGAUAGGUCACCUAUGUAAACUGUUAAUUGAUCACGGUCGGAUUGAAUAUUUACAGCAAAGAGGGUAUGAUGCUGUGUUGCAGUACUAUACAGAACCCAGUGUGUCCUUAGAAAAUGUGCUAUUGACAGCAACACCACGUCAGUCUUCAUUACCUCACUUGAUGUCUUAAAAGGAGAGCAGCAUUAUAGAAUGGCUGGACAUGUGUUGUGUGAAAAUUUCUUAGAUUUGAUUAUAUCCUGUAUUGAGCUUAGCAAUCAACAU